CCUCCUCCGAAAUUCGAAGGUCAAUGUCAUUGCCAGCCACGACGAUAAAAAGCUGGCACGUCUACUUUCCUUUCCGCUCGUCCUCCCUCUCCUUCGCCGCCCAUUUUCGUCCUUGGCCACCAACCCAGUCACAGCCAAUAUGAACUGGUCGACUUCUGUCCUUACCACCGUAACCUCAGACACGGAGCCUGCCAUUAUAAUCACCUUCGACAGGGCUAAGUAUUUGUUCAAUGCUGGCGAAAACAGUGGGCGUGCAUUUUUGCAGAGUAAAAGGAAUUGGAGAAAGACGAGAGGUGUUUUCUUUACCGAUGUCAGUUCGCAGCGCAUAGGCGGCUUGCCCGGUCUCCUCAUGACCUUUGCGGAUGCGACGAUUAACAGGAUAAAUGUUUUUGGUCCACCAGGUCUUUUGCAUCUAAUGGCUGCCAUGCGUCUGUACACUUACAGAGACACCAUGACGGUUGAGCCUAUUGAAGUCCCUUUGAUGACCCAAAUGUCAGCAAAACCUACGCCGACUUUCAAGGACGACAAUAUCACUGUCUACAGCAUUCCAGUUUUCCCAACCACCGAUGCACCGAUGUCACAGCACACGGGGUUCGUUAUGGAGACUGUUACGCCAAAGAUAUUGAAGCGAAAGCGCCAGAGCGAGGGUUUAGAGGCGACACAAUCCCCCGAGAAUCUGGAGGGCGAGGCUGCUGACGACUGGAGACGGCUGCUUGUUCAAACCAUGUUUCCUGAGCCAGAAAAGCCUGCGAAAAGGCAGCAUCCUUCUCAGGAGGCCGCCGAAGAAACUUCUGGCUAUGUGAGACUCAACUCCCCUCUCAAUCGCGGUAAUCUCAUCGCUGCCGCAGAAAGACGAGUACCAGCUCCUCCGGGCUUUUACAAGCAGCUGCCAAAGUUUGUUUCCCCACAUCCUCGUCGUGAUUCCGAUCCUUCGCUGACACCAACCUUGUCAUACAUUAUCGCCGGCCCGCGCGUUCGUGGCAAGUUCGACGCGGAAAAGGCUGAGAUGCUGAAAAUUCCUUCUGGGCCGCUCCGGAGUAGACUGACCAAGGGACAAACGAUAACUUUCAACGUGAAGGAGGGCGAUACUGUGAUGGAGCGGACUGUGAAACCAGAGGACAUCGUCGGACCCUCCGAAGUUCCUCAAGUGGUCAUCAUCCUCGACAUCCCGUCUGUCUCACACAUCCCUUCACUGAUAGCGUCGUUUACCGAUUCGCCCUUCUACGCCAAGUUUCGAUCUCAUAGUACUGAAGACAUGGCCGAUUACAAGAUACGUACCGUGUUCCACAUCUGCGGUAAAGGUGUUCUCGAAGACGAGAGGUACACUGCUUUCAUGAAUGCAUUUGAUCCUGACUGUCAUCACGUCAUAUCCUCGCGCGAGCAUUGCCCCGACCCCGUAACUUUCACCAGUGCUGCAUUUCAGCAGCUCCGCCUGCAAAGCCUUGACCCCGAGAUAUUUGCUGUUCCCAAAUUUUCUCUGCAACCGGCCAAAGACAUCAAAGCGAUUCCCAAUAUGCCUGAACGCUGCCAUUUGAUGUCAUCGAGCACUACGAUUCAUCUACGGCCACCGACGGAGCUUAUCCAGGAGGAUACUGUUCAGGACCUGGACCUUUUCCACCCCGCCGUAGCUUCACCCACACUUAUCGCCCUUCCUCCAAUCACCAAAGAUAAGUAUGCAGAAGCACAAGCCGCCGUCAAAGCCAUCGAAUCGGAUGAAAACAGAACUACAUGCAAAGGAGCUGACAUCGGUGUUCAUCCGUUGGGUACCGGUAGCGCAGUACCCAGCAAGUAUAGAAAUGUGUCAUCGACUCUGAUUACGAUACCUGGCUUCGGUAAUAUUAUCUUAGACGCGGGAGAGGGGACCUGGGGACAACUUGUUCGGCUGUUCGGUAUGGAUCAGGCUGCAUCCAAUAAUGUUUGGGAGGUACUCCGAAACACCAAAUGCAUCUUUGCGAGUCAUAUUCACGGCGAUCAUCACAUGGGGCUCUCUGCGAUACUAAGAGAGCGAUUGACGCUCGAUCCUCCACCGACGUCCCCGCUUUAUCUCGUUUCUAUUCGAUCCGUACACCUCUCACUAAGAGAGGUAUCGGACGUUCAAAAUUUGGGCUUCGACCAUCCUUCAGGUAACGGGGUGAUCGGGGUGAUGAGUGAAGCUUUGCAUUGGAGAGGCACAACGACGUAUCCCGAUUCUGGCCGAUGGACAUUGGGAGGACGCGAACCCUGGACAGACAUCGAUGAGUCUCAGCGGCAUGCGAAGGAUCUUUGUGCCGCGUUGAACUUGAAGUCUUUCCGAACCGUAGAUGUUCGUCACCGAACGACGUGCUAUGGUCUUGACAUCAAAAGUCUGGAUGGUUGGAGCAUAGUCUUCUCCGCCGACACUACCCCAGCGGACGCUCUCGUCUAUGCAGGACAAGGCGCCACAUUACUUAUCCAUGAAGCCACAAUGGCAGACGACCAAGAAGAGCUCGCCAGUGCGAAAGCGCAUAGUACUCACAGUCAAGCCGUCGGUAUUGGCAAACGGAUGCGAGCUGAAAAUAUCCUUCUUACUCACUUCUCGGCGAGAUAUCCGAAGUUACCAUCUUCAGGUGCCAAGCAGCAGGAAGGCGUCGUGGUUCACGCGUUCGACCACGCGAGCCUGACGAUUGGAAAUAUGUGGAAGUUGAAACAUUAUCUCCCGGCGGUGGUACAGAGUUUAAAGGAUACGGAGGACGAGGACGACCAGGAGGCUGAUGAUGCCAUCGCUCAUUCCGGAAUGGACGUUAGCCUCUGAACAUACCUGAGUGAGGCUCUCGGUGUGUUUGAACGGAUAAAAGUAUGUUUAAGGAUGAUUUAUUGUCUAUAUAAUCCUAGAUAAUGCUCGCUCUUAUUGAAGUGCCCCUUAUUCAGCGUCCUGGGUGAGGCACAGUGCCUGUCGAACUUGAGGUCUUCCAGAGUGUGAGAAAUUAGGAGGUUGAUGCGGGCAAAAAUCGGGCAUGAAAUUAGAAAAGUUCCAACGAAAUGAAAAACGAUAUUGAUGACAGUUAUC
Molecule: messenger RNA, 3025 nt
Organism: Guyanagaster necrorhizus
Lineage: Eukaryota; Fungi; Basidiomycota; Agaricomycetes; Agaricales; Physalacriaceae
Exons: 11
Coding region: 140-2770 (876 amino acids)
Biological process (GO): mitochondrial tRNA 3'-end processing
Cellular component (GO): mitochondrion
Molecular function (GO): 3'-tRNA processing endoribonuclease activity
Source: RefSeq, a predicted model, not a curated record